Messenger RNA from Cygnus olor (mute swan), 2372 nucleotides. It is a transcript of the gene MLH1, whose product is annotated as mutL homolog 1. Gene Ontology annotation, biological process: mismatch repair. Gene Ontology annotation, molecular function: ATP binding; mismatched DNA binding; ATP hydrolysis activity. The record is from RefSeq and is a predicted model, not a curated record. NCBI's taxonomy places the organism in Eukaryota, Metazoa, Chordata, Aves, Anseriformes, Anatidae. Gene Ontology annotation, cellular component: MutLalpha complex.
AUCCGGCGGCUGGAUGAAACUGUGGUGAACCGCAUCGCGGCCGGCGAGGUCAUCCAGAGACCGGCGAAUGCCAUCAAAGAGAUGAUAGAGAACUGCUUGGAUGCUAAAUCUACAAGUAUCCAGGUAGUAGUUACAGAAGGCGGUCUGAAGCUCAUCCAAGUCCAAGAUAAUGGCUGUGGUAUCAGAAAAGAAGAUCUCAACAUUGUAUGUGAGAGAUUUACUACGAGUAAACUACAAAAAUUUGAAGACUUGUCUAGUAUUUCUACAUAUGGUUUCAGGGGUGAGGCAUUGGCUAGCAUCAGUCAUGUUGCCCAUGUUACGGUAACAACUAAAACAGCUGAUGCAAAGUGUGCAUACAGAGCUUCUUACAGUGAUGGAAAAAUUAAAGCCCCUCCAAAACCCUGUGCUGGAAACCAAGGGACACAGAUCACGGUUGAAGAUCUCUUUUACAAUAUAAAUACACGGAGGAAAGCUUUAAAAAAUCCAAGUGAAGAGUAUGCAAAAAUACUAGAAGUUGUUGGCAGGUACGCCAUCCAUAACUCGGGUAUCAGCUUUUCAGUUAAAAAGCAAGGUGAUACCGUGUCAGAUGUUAGAACUUUAACAAAUGCCUCAACAGUGGACAACAUUAGGUCUAUCUUUGGAAAUGCUGUUAGCAGGGAAUUGAUAGAAGUGGGCUGUGAAGAUGCAAAUCUGGCCUUUAAAAUGAAAGGCUACAUCACGAAUGCAAAUUAUUCUGUGAAGAAAUCUAUAUUUUUACUCUUCAUAAACCAUCGACUGGUAGAGUCAACAGCUUUGCGGAAAGCCAUAGAGACUGUGUAUGCUGCUUACUUGCCAAGUACGCAUCCAUUCCUAUACUUAAGCCUGGAAAUAGCUCCCAAGAAUGUAGAUGUGAACGUGCACCCUACAAAACACGAGGUCCACUUCCUUCAUGAAGACAGCAUUCUAGAGCGUGUGCAGCAACACAUAGAGAGCAAGUUACUGGGCUCUAAUUCCUCAAGGAUGUACUUCACUCAGACGUUGCUUCCAGGGGCUGAAUGUUCUUCCAGUGAGGUGGUAAAAUCAGCAGCAAACCUUUCUGGGGCCACAAAGGAAGCAGUAUAAAUCUAUGCACACCAGAUGGUCCGCACUGAUUCCCGAGAGCAGAAACUGGAUGCUUUCCUUCAGCCAGUGAACAAUCCCCUAAGUACAGGCCCUGCUGAAGUGACAGUGGGGGUUAAUGCAGCACCUCUGGAGGGUCCUGCCAGGCUGCAGGAUGUUGAAAUGGAAGAUGUCAGUGAUUUUGAAAUAGCUGAUAUCCUUGAAGCGGCUGAGGUUCAGCAGGACAUGGCAAUUCUCCGAAAAGUACUUCCUCGAAAGAGACCCCGGGAAGACACUGACAUAGAAAUGGAAAAAGAUGUUUCCAGAAAGGAGAUGACUGCUGCCUGCACCCCUAAAAGAAGAAUUAUCAAUUUGACCAGUGUGUUGACUCUUCGGGAGGAAAUUAGCAGCCGGGCGCAUGAAAGUCUUCAGGAAAUGCUACGUGAUCACUCAUUUGUUGGCUGUGUCAGCCCUCAGUGGGCUCUGGUGCAAUAUCAGACAAAACUGUAUCUUCUCAAUACAACAAAACUCAGCCAAGAACUCUUCUACCAGAUACUUAUUUAUGACUUUGCAAACUUUGGAGUCUUAAGGCUCUCUGAGGCAGCUCCUUUAUAUGAGCUUGCAAUGCUUGCUUUAGAGGACCCUGAGAGUGGCUGGACAGAAGAAGAUGGCCCAAAAGAAGGUCUUGCUGAGUACAUAGUUGAGUUUCUGAAAAAGAAGGCUGAAAUGCUGAAAGACUAUUUCUCUCUUGAAAUUGACGAGGAAGGAAAUCUGAUUGGCUUGCCACUUCUGAUAGAUAAUUACAUUCCCCUGUUGGAAGGACUACCUAUGUUUAUCCUUCGUCUGGCCACAGAGGUAAACUGGGAUGAAGAAAAGGAGUGCUUUGAAAGCCUGAGUAAAGAACUCUCUCUGUUUUACUCCAUUAGAAAGCAAUAUUUAAUAGAUGAAAUCACCCUGACCCACUCCCAGAAUGAGGAUUCUGACUCUGCUUCACCACCAUGGAAAUGGACUGUGGAACACGUUGUUUAUAAAGCUUUUAGGACUUACCUUUUACCUCCUAAACACUUCACAGAUGAUGGCAACAUCUUGCAGCUUGCUAACUUGCCUGACCUGUAUAAAGUUUUUGAGAGAUGUUGAACAAGUAGUUAUUUGUAUAGACUUGUACACAUGUUGUUUUCUAUUUUAUUUAAUAGAUAAUCUCAGCUGAGGGAGGAAGGUGUUUAAUGUUAUACUAAUAUAAUAGCAAACCUAUUUUCCUUCAACUUAAAGAAUAAAGAAAUACUUUGACUAAAACA